Prunus dulcis (almond) is the source of this 684-nucleotide messenger RNA. Its product is annotated as cold and drought-regulated protein CORA-like. Lineage: Eukaryota; Viridiplantae; Streptophyta; Magnoliopsida; Rosales; Rosaceae. Bases 74 to 454 code for a protein of 126 amino acids. The transcript has 2 exons. The record is from RefSeq and is a predicted model, not a curated record.
UAUUAUACUCACUCAGCAAUCAUCUCUUGCAUGCUUUCAUAUAUACAUUAUCGUGCUUGUUGUUAAGCAAAACAUGGCAUCCUCAAAGGCUUUUCUUCUUCUUGGUCUUGUCUUUGCUGUUCUCCUCAUCUCCUAUGAGGUCUCAGCUAUUCCAACUCAGUCAGAGGAGAGUAUGGUCAACGGUGAUGGCCGCGGACUUGGAGGUCAUGGCCACGGACAUGGAGGUCAUGGCCACGAACAUGAACAUGGAGGUCAUGGCCACGGACAUGGAGGGUAUGGCCACGGACAUGGAGGUCAUGGCCACGAACAUGAACAUGGAGGUCAUGGCCACGAACAUGAACAUGGAGGUCAUGGCCACGGACAUAGAGGGUAUGGCCACGGACAUGGUGGAUAUGGCCACGGCCACCACGGCAAAGGGGGGCCUGGUGCUGCUGAGACUGAAAUCGAGAAUUAGAUAACCUGUUAGUUUCUGUGACUUACGUUGCAGGUGUGUUGUAAGGGUAGCAGUACGAAAUAAAGUUGUUUGGUUGAGUAAUCUAUAUGAACUCUCAAUCAUAUACUGUCCUAAGCUUGUUCUCAUGUUCUCAUGUUCUCUGUAAUGUACGCAUUGGAAUGUGUUCUCUUGUUAUGUGAUAAAAUGUGAUGUAACUUUCUCAAUACAUAUUAUGUCAAAAAUGUUUAGUA